Messenger RNA from Exaiptasia diaphana, 915 nucleotides. RefSeq lists its product as uncharacterized. The transcript is spliced from 3 exons. The record is from RefSeq and is a predicted model, not a curated record. The coding region runs from base 206 to 664 and encodes 152 amino acids. Lineage: Eukaryota; Metazoa; Cnidaria; Anthozoa; Actiniaria; Aiptasiidae.
AGCACUGGGCCGGGUACAAUUGCUUGAAAAACAGCGACUGUAAAUUGUCCUGCCUAUUUGUAUUUGUGUAAAUAUUAAGUGGAAAAUAAGCAUUUGGAUUUGAUCUUGGAGACUCUUUUAGCAACCAUGUAUUUGUAGUUUGACUUUACAUGGAUUAAGCUUACAGUUUCCAGACUGAUUGCUGUCGUUAGGAUCGUAGUCGGCCAUGUUGUCUGGAUUUUCUUCUUUCAUAAAGCGUCACUCCACAACCGUCAUCGUCGGCGUUGGACUUUCCCUAGCAGUGCCUGCAGCAUAUGCUAUUUACCGCUAUUUAAAGAAUACAAACCAGCAGGCUAAUGCAGAAGCAAGCGAACGAAGAGGAGAGAAAUUGAAUGAGCUCCGUGGAAAACUGGAAAGACUGCUUGUUUCUCUGGAGCAGAUUGUKCCUGAGGUUGCAGAGAAUGAAGAUGAAGAGUGCAUUGUUUGCAAUAGUUCUAAAGCUGUCAUACAGACAUUCCCUUGCAAACACAAAGUGUUAUGCAGAACCUGUUUUGUGAGGACCUUACAAGUAGCUGUAACUGAUUUUAAUCUUCCUCUGAAGUGUGUUUUAUGCAGAACAAGAAUUGCUACUCUUGAYAGAGAAAGACACGAAGAGAAUGCCAUGCAAAGUGGUUCCUCCAUAUAAUAAAAAGUGCUAAGAUAUUUUGGUGCUGAUAAUAUUUGUCAAAUUAUUGCAAYACUAAACAAAGCUAGGAAUUGUUUUAUCACACUGAAAAAAUGUCCACAAUGAGUGACYGAAGAWGGUACAUGCAGUUGCUUGUAUUUUYAGUGAUUUAUUUUGGWRUGCAAMUUUACAUUCUCAUAACCAAACCCUYCCCAAUGGGAAAGUCUGAGAAGRACUAGGGUAUUAGGCUUSCCGCAGCCCAAACAUUAACU